This is a messenger RNA of Rotaria sp. Silwood2, 885 nucleotides long. NCBI's taxonomy places the organism in Eukaryota, Metazoa, Rotifera, Eurotatoria, Philodinida, Philodinidae. The record is from the annotation of a GenBank genome assembly.
AUGGAGAAUUCUAGUCCCAUCAAAAUUAACGACGCCCAACAGGAAUUAGAAUACUUUCAAUACAUAUUUAAACUUGGUUUGCAAAAGCUGCAAGAAAAUCAGAAAGCGCAAGUGCCAAUUCAACAAUCUGCUCAUCCUUCCGUCCAUCAUCUUCCUUCUCAAUCUCCAACUUUUACAUCGGUAAAUAGUAACCAAUCCUCGCAUCCGAACAGACCAAUCGCAUACCGUCCAAAGAUGUCAUUAUUAAACAACAACCCGACUUCUAUAAUUCCACCACUGAUGGGACAAGAGAUUUCAAACUCUCCCCAUUCACCAGUUAUACUAACACACGGUCUUGCUCAAGGAAGUAAACAGCAAAAUAAAGAAUCAGGAACAUCAUCUCCUGCAAUUAGACGACGAUUAAACGAUAGUGGAGAAAAUCAACAUCCUCAGCAAUACAAAAAACAUCGUACAAUUGCCGAAGAUGAAAUAAACCAUAGCUCCGGAUAUUCGGUCAAAAAUAGUCAGUUAGAUCCUCAUGACAUGAAUCCGAUAUCAGCUAGUCAACAACAGCAAGGAUCGCUAAGUAAUCAUUUUACAUUAGCUGACAUGACAAGAGCUAUCUUUAACAAUCUUCCGUGUUUCUAUCUACAAUUUGAAGAAGAUUUAUCUAUUGGUCAACUUCCUUCAACAACAAAAGUAGCUCAUCUACUUAAUCAUUUUUUUAGAAACAAAUGGGAACCAUCAUUUAAAGGUUUUACUCUAUGUUCUUUUGUUGGGAAAAAUCGAUUGAAAAUCGGUACAAAUGAUAAAGAUGAUUAUUUUAACUUGAUAAAUUCUAAAUGGCCGGAAGAAAUUGAAAAUAAGAUUGUUAAAAUAAAUAAACCCAAUUUUAUCCCGGACUGA